This is a messenger RNA of Lathyrus sativus (Indian pea), 918 nucleotides long. NCBI's taxonomy places the organism in Eukaryota, Viridiplantae, Streptophyta, Magnoliopsida, Fabales, Fabaceae. The record is from the annotation of a GenBank genome assembly.
AUGGCAGACAAACCUAGCCGAUCGCUGGUUCUAUACGGUGACGGUUUAGCUCGUUUCAUCAAUCCAUCUUCUUCGCACAACCACCAUCUCCACUCUCUCGCUUCUCUUUCUUCCUGCGGUUUAUUGUCUCUCUCCCAUUCUCCUCGCCCAGAAACCGAAGAUCAAAGAAUUGUCAGAGAAUUCGCACUGCUUCUCGAUGCAUUCCAAGUUGAUGAUCCUCCAAAACAAACCUUACCUAAUAGGUUUAUGGGAAUGAAAGCUUCUAUAGUCACCAACCAUUCAGGGUUGAAAUCUUUUGGUUCCAACCUUGGGUUAAGUGUUAUCCAGCUCGAUGAGUUGGUGAAACAACGCACUUCUGAAUCGCAAGACAAUGAUGUUGUGGCUGCUGAGCUUCUCAACUUGCUUGGUUUUCAAGAAGGGAAGGUCCAAGUCAAUAGCCAAUUUGAUAUUGUGUUCCUUCACGUUGGAGCUGGUGAAAAGGUUGAUGGAAGUGAACAAAAUGCUGAUGUGGAGUGGGUGGAUGCAUUUGUUGGUGCAAUAAUGAGACAGGUGCAGCCGGGAUCUGAUGUUGGUUCUCGGUUGCACUUGUCUGUUGUUGUGAGCUAUGGCAAGGUUUUGGAGGAGGAUGAAUCGAGGUUUUCAGUGUUAAAGAAGGCUGAUGAGAAGGACUCUUGUUUUUCAACUCUUUAUCCUCUACAAAGUUAUGCUAUGAAAGGAGGAGUUCCUCGGAAGGAUGUGAGGCACCAUUUGCCCAUGUUAAUUGCUCAACUGCAAUAUGGUGUGACUCGCAAAGAUAAUGCACACAAGUUUUCCUUCCAAGACUUCACAGAGAAUGGUGGAAAUCUUACAAUACCGGCAGAUAGGUUCUUACAUGAGAUAGCUUUUAAGUUGUGGAAAGCUCCAAAAUAUGGAGCUUGA